Molecule: messenger RNA, 6191 nt
Organism: Epinephelus moara (kelp grouper)
Lineage: Eukaryota; Metazoa; Chordata; Actinopteri; Perciformes; Serranidae
Gene: pdha1b
Product: pyruvate dehydrogenase E1 subunit alpha 1b
Exons: 12
Coding region: 2851-3858 (335 amino acids)
Biological process (GO): pyruvate decarboxylation to acetyl-CoA
Cellular component (GO): intracellular membrane-bounded organelle
Molecular function (GO): pyruvate dehydrogenase (acetyl-transferring) activity
Source: RefSeq, a predicted model, not a curated record
GCUUGUUGCACAGCUGAUGUCUGUCUGUAGGCCUGGUCCUACGCUGCCUCACCUUUUGUAGUGAUGUUUCCCAGGGAGCUCCUUUUUAAAGUGCUUCAAAGCAAGGAAAAUAAAUCGCAACAGAUCUUACAUUAUUGUCCCUCUGACCCAGUUUUACUGUUUUUAAUUGUCCUCCUUUAAUUCUUUGGCUUUAAUUUAAAGUGUCAUUUCCAAACAUCAGUCCUGUGUUUUUUCUUUUCUUUAUACAAUGCUGUUAUUAAUAGUACAGUCAUCUACUCUGUGGUAGCACAGUUAAAGGCUGUUAUCUGGGAGAAAAGCCGCCCCAGAGAUAUUUGACAUUGGCACAACAUUUACUCCUCAGGACAGGAAACAAGCCUUCUCAAUAACCAGUUUAAAGUCAUUGUUACCAGUAAGCAAAACAGACCACUUUGUCUAGACAAAAACCAAGAAUUUAGUUAAAAAGUAAAAAAAAGAAGAAAAAAAAAAAAGAAAGAAGUAAAUUUAUUAAUGAAUGUCUCAAAAUGCGACAAAUAUGAAAUGAAAGGUCUGAGAAUUCGUAUUGGGUCUUUUAUAACUCAGUUUCUUGAAAAUUUGAGUAAAAUACAACAACAAAUUUGUACUUUCUAGUUAUUUUAGACUUUUGUAAAGUUGAUUUUAUUUAAAUUGCAAAAGAAAAUUCCAGGAAGUCUGUCUGACUGCCUUUUUGGGAGGAAAAAUAUGUAAGCCAUGUUGCAACGUGGUAAACUCCAGUUGAGUCACAUGGGUCAACCAAAGGAAAAAAGAGAAGCCACUAGGUUUACUUCAGAAGCACUAACAUUGAGCCAAAGAUAUGUAGUUAAAAUGCCUAUUCAUUUAGAGCAUAAAGAAGUUAAAAGUUACAAAAGGAGAACACUGACUGGGUUCGACCCACACUGGGUCCUCCUUAGAGCUUAGACAGGAAAAAGGACUUUUCAUUUUGAAAAGUGUUGAAAAACUAAUGAUAAUUAUUAAUGCUGUUUUAAUCUAGGACAAAAAUUUAAAAACAAGCUCAUAACAAGUUCUCGGAGCCCAUGUCUCUACAGUAGCCCAGAGUGGACAAACAAAACACUGGCUCUAGAUAAGGACAUUUGUGUUUUUGCGUCUGCCACUGUAGUUAGAAACCCAUGUACAAUGAGCAAAACACUGAUUUGUAAUGUGAAACUGCGUUAUUCAGUUUUUAUCUCCUGGUUUGUUUGUUUUGGGGAGAGAGAGACCUCUGUGGAUAAUUUAGCUCACAGUAAAAACCUCCCUAACAAUCAACACUAAAGGAAUUCAAACCGGGAGAAGUUUUAGAUGGUUGAAAUCUGCAAUCCUCUCCGCUAGAUGCCACUAAAUCCCCCUAAAUCUCACAUACUGGACCUUUUUAAAGGGUUUCCAAUUAAAGUUCUGUCAGUCAACUAAAUGUGAUGGCUUUAUAAGUAGCUCAGGUUUGAUCUAUUUUUAAUGCUGAAUUUAAAACAAUAAUUCACAAUUCAGUUUUGUAUCAUCUCAGUUAUUGCUCCAAGUAAUGAUUAUUAUCAUGAAUGAUUCAUAUAGUAGUUAUUUUAUAGAUUAAUUGUUAAUGAUAUGGUUUUUUUUUAAUGAAAUAUGUAUAUCACAAAUUAUCAGAGCCCAUGGUGUUAGCUUGAAAUUGUCCACAACCUAGAGAUAUUCAGUUUACAAUUAUAGAAAUCAGAAGAGAAGGACAAUCCCUCAUAUUUGGAGCAGCUUCAAAAGCACAAUAUUUGUCAUUUUUGCUAAAUAAUUAAUGUUUAUUUGUAUUUAUUUAGGUCCCCAACAACCACCAUUUCCCCAGGUGUUAACAUAAAUGUAUUUACAAUACUUUGAAUCUAAGCAGUGAUUAUUAAAUUGUUGAUCCGCUACUUUAUAUUAUUAUUAUUAUUAUUUAUUAAUCAAGUCAUUGUUUCAAUAUGAAUCAUGGUGGAAAAUAACAUCAGACCAAUUAAUUGUAGGGUUGGAUGAUGUGGAUAAAACUUCUAACACAAUAUAUUUAAAACUUAAUUUGUGAUACAUCUAUAUUCUAUUCAUUGAGUGAGCUGUUGUUGGAUAAAAUGACCAGAAUGAAUUACCUGAAAAUUCAAUGCAUUUCAUCACAUUUAUGUAGAAAAUAAAGUAAAGUAGUUCUGCCCACUGAUUUGCAACAUUCUCACAAUGGUGUAAAACAACCAGAGAAAUGUUUAGGGGAAAUAUACCUCAAUAUAUAAACAUUAAAUAUAUUUAAAAUGUUGUGCCAAUUAAAAAAUAUCAGGUUAAGUGUAGACACUGUUGGGCUUGUGCCAGACUCCACGUGUGUUUCUGCUUAUUUUAGCCUCUAGCUGUCAUCGUGUGUGUGUGUGUGUGUGUGUCCAUUCUCCAUGUAGCUGCUGCUGCUGCUGUUUUCACCUGUAGCUUCUGUAGAGCUGCUCUGGCUUUGCUGUGCUCUGGUCUGAUCGGUUGGCUCCUGUGUUCUCCAGUUGCUGAUUGACCUGUCAGAGUACGUCAAUCUAACCUCGCCGGCGGCGCUCGCCUUGGCACAGACCCAGCGGCAACCACCUAAACCACCACCAGACAAUACUAGGGCGUCUGCUACACAGUUAGUUAGCGCCCAGACCGACCAGCUAGACAGACCAAACAAACCAGUUGUUGGUAGACAAUUUUUGUAAGUUUCCGCUGGUGUUAUCCUCCCACCCUGUUACUGACCUCCCCACAUCCCAGUCAGCUGUAGUAGUCCAGUCCAAGGGUGCCAGAGUCGUAGUUUCCCGCUCCUUCGCUGACUUCACGUCUCAGGCUACCUUUGACAUCAAGAAAUGCGACGUGCACCGUCUGGAGGAGGGUCCCCCGUUAAAGGCGGAGAUGACGCGGGAGCAGGGCCUGCAGUAUUAUCGCAUCAUGCAGACUGUGAGGCGCAUGGAGCUCAAAGCUGAUCAGCUCUACAAACAGAAGAUCAUCAGAGGCUUCUGUCACCUGUAUGAUGGACAGGAAGCAUGUGCAGUUGGCAUUGAGACGGCCAUCAACCCCUCUGAUCACCUGAUCACCGCCUACCGCGCCCACGGCUACACAUAUACCCGGGGUGUCUCCAUCAAAGAAAUCCUGGCCGAGCUCACCGGUCGUAGAGGCGGAGUGGCCAAAGGAAAAGGAGGGUCGAUGCACAUGUACGCUCCACAUUUCUACGGAGGGAACGGCAUAGUGGGAGCACAGGUUCCUUUAGGAGCUGGCAUUGCUCUGGCCUGCCAGUACCAAGGCAACGAUCAGUUGUGUGUCACGCUCUACGGAGACGGGGCAGCCAAUCAGGGUCAGCUGUUUGAGUCGUUCAAUAUGGCCGCCCUGUGGAAGCUGCCGUGUAUCUUCAUCUGUGAGAACAACAAGUACGGCAUGGGGACGUCAGUGGAGAGAGCGUCAGCCAGCACUGACUACUACAAGAGGGGAGACUUCAUACCAGGAAUCAGAGUGGAUGGGAUGGAUGUCCUGUGUGUCAGAGAGGCCACCAAGUUUGCUGCAGAUCACUGCAGAUCUGGAAAGGGUCCGAUUGUAAUGGAGCUGCAGACUUACCGUUACCAUGGACACAGCAUGAGUGACCCAGGUGUCAGCUACCGCACUCGUGAUGAGAUUCAGGAAGUCCGCAGUAAGAGUGACCCCAUCACCAUGCUGAAAGAGCGCAUGCUCAGCAACAACAUGGCAUCUGUAGAGGAGUUCAAGGAAAUUGACAUUGCAAUCCGUAAGGAGGUGGAGGAGGCGGCUCAGUUUGCUACAUCAGAUCCAGAGCCGCCACUGGAGGAGCUGUGCAACCACAUCUUCAGCAACGACUCUGCGCUGGAGGUCCGCGGGACAAACCCCUGGGUCAAACUCAAGUCUGUCAGCUAGACUCACACACAUACACUCCAAAUAUACGCACGCUGACCUUCCACCUAGUGUCCCUCCAGCUGCACCCACAUCCUGACUUUUAACGCUCAGCACCUCCUUCCUCGAUUGUAGAUCAUUCCGCACCUUAAUAGGACUCAGCUCUGACCUGAAACCUGUCAGUGUUAUUUAUUUAUAGUUUUAUAUAGAGAUAUUUAAGAUAUAUUCUUUGUCUGUGUGUUUGUUCUGCCGUACAUCUGUUGGCGUUGUAUCAUCAUCAUCAAGCUGUGGCGAGCUGCUGCCAGAUGUUUGUGGUGUGAGAAGAUUCUUCAGAGGGCGCUGUGUGUGCUUUAACAAGUUUUAAAUACUGCAGGGCUGCGCAAUAUACGCACAAAACUUAGGUUUCCUCUUUUUUUCCCCCUAGAAUGGCUUGUCUGUUUUAAAUUCCUCCACUUUUUGGUAGCAUUUUUAGCUGUUUUUCCAGCUUUAAAUGUUCAGAAGAAUUUGGACUCUGCUUGAAGAAAAUUGUCUGAAUCACUAUUUUCCUUCCAAGAAACCAUCGGCAGCUUUAAAAAAACAAAAACAAAAAAAACAAUUGUGGAUAUUUUAAUGUCGAUCAUAAAGCAAUCAAUCAUCAUUUGAGUCUUUGACUUUUCAGACCUCUUUUGCUUUAGUUUUAAGAUGUUUUUAAGAGACUGCAGGAAAGAAUUCAGUAUGUUUUGUGUCAGCGUGCUGGAAAUGCACUACAGGGCAAGAUGAGCAAAAUACAUUUACUCUACUGUACUGUACUUAAGUACAAUUUUUAGGUAAUUAUUACAUUUUCUGUUAACGCUUCAGAGGGAAAUAUUUGUACACAUCUGUAUUUACUAGAUACAGUUAGUGACUUUGCAGAUUCAGAUUAUUAAUAUGAAUUUAUUAACAAAUCUAUUCUGAUUUAUUAUUUGAGAGUAGAAGAAGCAAUACAGUCAUUCAAAUGAGCUGCAGCUGCAACAUUAAAGUGAUGAACACAUGAAUGCAUCAGUAAUUAUAAUCCAAUAAGAUGUAUUAUUCUGAAAUGAGCCAUUCUGCAUAAUGAGUACUUUUACUUUUAGUACUUUAGGUAUAUUUUGGUGCUUUUGUACUCCAGUAAAAUACAGGACAGUUACAUGUUACAGGUUUUCGACAUGGCCGUACUGCUACUUUUAAGUAAAAGAUCUGAAUACUUCUCCCCCCACUAGUUUGAAAGGACAUGUUACAAUCACAAUUUCCAGACCUGAAAAGUUGUGGAAUUAGUCUAAGUCAUUGAAAGUCUUGGUAAAGUAAAAAGUAUAAUGUAGUCGCUACUGUAAUCUUAUGUGGAUAACACUCUGCAUAAUGUAACAUAACAGCAUAUUAAUUUUCUUCAGCUAUGUACAUAACAUAGCUCUAACAUGAAUCAGUGUGUGACAGAGUUUUGUUUACCAUCAAGUACAUUUCAUUAGUUUCUCCGUGGGUUCGUCUCUUCCUUCCUGUAUGCCAGCUAGCUGAAAUGAUGUUUGAAUAGAGUUUGAAUCUGGUAUGUAAACGGCGGGCAAGUGGGACAAGAACAAAAACAAUCUUCAUUUUGGGUUCUUGGAAAGUCAUGGAAAACUAUGGGAAUUUUGUCCAUGAAAAUGUGUGGAACCGCAGGUAUAAUGUGAAACUGGUAUACUGCUGCAACAACAGUAGGAAUUUAUCAAAUGAUGAUUUCCGAAUAUUGAGAUGACUGUUGAUCAGCCGUUAAAAGCCUAAAUUUAAAUAUUUAAUAUUAAGCAAAGUGACCCACAGGAAACUACAGACCAGAACAUCCCAAUAUUCACGUUUCCAUCCAGCUACACUCCAAAUAGUUUACCUACCUGACUGAGCAAAGAGACGGAAAAUUCUAGCAAUUAAAUAAAAAGUUGAAAGUUUUGAGAGAACAAUUCUUCUCUGCUGAAAGAUGGAUGCACUACUUUUAUAUUAUUUAAUAGUUUACUUUCUGGACACAUUUUAGUCAGUGGUUUUAUGUGACUGCUACAUGUGAUGAUGCACUUAAAAUAUGGAGCGACUAUUUGUGUUUUCAAAUUUGGCAUAUGGGAAAACUUGAACGAAGAAACAGCAGUAGCACUAACCAGAUUUUCUGUUCCUCGCUACAAGUAACUCUCUGGUCCUUUAUAAGAAAGUUUACUGUUACUGAACCUGAACUUGUACAGAUAUAAAGCUUUACUUGACUGUUUGUGUGUUUGUGUUGAACUGAAAGACUGUUUGGCUGUAAAAUAAAUGCAAUCAGGAGGUAUGGAGACGAAUACUGUGUGUUUGUUGUGUCUUUAUCUCAUCAGUAGCAGAGUUCAUAAAUCUCUUUCUAAACGUUUGGAGCUUGU